AUGAGAGCAACUGAAUGCGACAACAUGCUAAUGUUGUUGGCGGUCAGCACCAAUAUGACGGAGAAGGAACGCAAUGUUGUUAGACCGCCUAUUAUGAGAAGAUUUGAGGAUUCUGCCUUUGAAGCUGGCACUCUUGUCGUUGGAGGCCAAAGCGUAGUCGAUCCGUGGUGCACAAUUGGCGGAGUGGUCACAAAUAUUUGGUAGCAGAACGAAUCUAUCGUAUCGGACAACGCUGUUGUUGAUGUACUGGUGCUAUCCAAGUGUCAACAAAUAUCAACCCUGCUUGGAACACAAGUAGCGGUUAACGCUCAUUAGUGGCUAGAUCAGUCAGAACGCUGGAAUCGCAUCAAACUGUUUGUUUUAGAGGAGGAUGUUCGCAAGGCAUAUCAUCGAGCGAUGGCUCGAUUGAAACGUAUCGCCGCGCAGCUGAUGCAUAAAUACAAGCAUCGAAAGAAUGAAGUUUACUUCGUGAUCCAUAAUCUACCGGUAAUCGCCAAGGUGGCUGCUGUUGCCAAAGCCUGUGGAAAUAUGUUCCAGCUCUUACAAGACCAUUAUGCAGAAACUUCCGGUAGACUUCUGAUCUGUUUGCCGCGCAAAUAUGCUACUGCAUACUGUAAAGACAUUGGAAAACAAGAGGGAUGUCAGGCAUGGAUUACAGGUACCUUUAAGAAAGGUAACCGCACCGUACGAAUCAUCGAUAAGACACGAGUAAUCAAAGUGAUCGGCUGA
This is a messenger RNA of Wyeomyia smithii (pitcher-plant mosquito), 729 nucleotides long. RefSeq names its product inactive selenide, water dikinase-like protein. The record is from RefSeq and is a predicted model, not a curated record. Gene Ontology annotation, molecular function: ATP binding; selenide, water dikinase activity. NCBI's taxonomy places the organism in Eukaryota, Metazoa, Arthropoda, Insecta, Diptera, Culicidae. Gene Ontology annotation, cellular component: cytoplasm. Gene Ontology annotation, biological process: L-selenocysteine biosynthetic process.